Messenger RNA from Lucilia sericata (common green bottle fly), 957 nucleotides. Its product is annotated as upstream activation factor subunit spp27-like. The coding region runs from base 209 to 880 and encodes 223 amino acids. Gene Ontology annotation, cellular component: nucleus. Lineage: Eukaryota; Metazoa; Arthropoda; Insecta; Diptera; Calliphoridae. The record is from RefSeq and is a predicted model, not a curated record. The transcript has 2 exons.
GCCUUUAAUAUUUGUCGGCGCAGGGCUCUGAAUAGACGCCGAAAUUUUUUCUUCCAUCACAUUUCUCUUUUGCUAAAAUAAAAUAAGUUUACUCUGCUUGUGAAAAACACACAGUGAUUUAGGAAAAAACGAACAGUGAAAUACAAGUAUAAUACAUAUAUAAAACAGAUUUGCUUUUGAAUUGAAAUUAAAUUGUCAAACAAACAAAAUGGCUGACAUUUCUACGGAAGAGUUGAAAAAUGAAAUCCAUGCAGUCUUAAAGACAGCCGAUUUAUCGGUGGUCUCGGCCAAGAAGGUGCGUGAACAAGUGGAGAAAAAGUUGGACUGUUCGUUGCUCAGCCGCAAGAAGGAGUUUGACAAAAUUGUGAUGGAUUUCAUAAAUGAUCAGCAAGAAGACGAAGAAUCAGAAGAGGAUGACAAAGAUGAAGACGAAAGUGCUUCCGAAGAGGAGGCCAGCAGUGAGGAAGAAAAGAAGCCGGCAAAGAAACGUCCCCAACCUACACAACGCAAAGCAGCACCCCCCAAGAAGAAGCGUAAAUCUUUGACAGCUUCUGACUCCGGCUCCGAAUCAGAUGCCGGUUCGGAUUCAGACUUUGAAAUGCCCAAGAAAAAGGCGGCCGCCAAAAAGAAGAAGGCAGCCGGUGAGAAGCCAGCGGGAGGUCGUAAAUCAACCGGUUUUACCAGAUCCUACAAUUUGUCGCCGGAAUUAUCCGCCCUAAUGGGUGCUGAAGCUUUGCCCCGCCAUGAAGUGGUCAAGAAAGUCUGGGCCAUUAUUAAGGAACGCAACUUGUACGAUCCGAAAAACAAACAAUUUGCCAUUUGUGAUGAUGAACUUAUGAAAGUAAUGAAGGUUAAACGUUUCGUACCUUUGGUAUGUUGAAACAUUUAAAGCCCCAUUUCUUGGAAUAAGCAAACGAGGAUCGAACUUGAAUACACCCCGCGGGCGUUUAAUGGUUA